Messenger RNA from Prunus persica (peach), 1077 nucleotides. Its product is annotated as stem-specific protein TSJT1. The transcript is spliced from 5 exons. Bases 106 to 957 code for a protein of 283 amino acids. The record is from RefSeq and is a predicted model, not a curated record. Lineage: Eukaryota; Viridiplantae; Streptophyta; Magnoliopsida; Rosales; Rosaceae.
GAGCUAGACAAAACUUUUUUGGGCAAUAAUAUAUGACUUGCUAUAAAGCUUGCCUUUUGCAGCAGACUCCACGUCUUGCCCUGAUGUAAUCCUUGGAGCUGCCACAUGCACAGUCCCUCCCAACACUCUCUUGUUUGCUGGAAAAUGUUGGCGGUUUUUGAGAAAGCAAUUGGAAAACCACCUGAGGAGCUGAGGCUUCCUUCGAAUGUGUUGGAGAAGGCAAAGACCAGAGAGGAAAUUUUGGAGACUUUCCAAUCUUCAUGUCCUGAGAGCACGGUGUACUAUCUUUCAAAUGGGAAUUUCAUGGCCUUGUCCCAUGCCGACGAAAGUAUUCAAUCACACCCAAGGUCCAUAGUUGUCAUAGACGAUGUCUUCUGCAUUUUUAUAGGGAUUUUGGAGAACACUUGUGACCUUAGAAGGCACUACGGCCUUCCAAGACAAGCAACAGAAGCCAUGGUUGUGGUUGAAGCUUAUAAAGUUCUAAGAGAUCGAGCACCCUACCCGCCAGAUCAAGUCAUCAAAGAUCUGCAAGGAAAAUUCGCAUUUAUUCUCUUCGAUGCUAGAUUUGGUACCCUUUUUGCAGCGAGGGAUCGAGAUGGAAGUGUGGAGCUUCAGUGGGCCAUGGCAGGUGAUGGAUCCCUAGUCUACUCUCAUGAUCUCGACAUCAUCAGAGAGGCUUGUGGAAAAUCUUUUGCACCUUUUCCUCCAGGCUGCAUAUUUACAAGUGGAAGUGGGCUGACGAGCUUUGUUCAUCCCUUACACAAGGUAAGGGCAAGCACACACGAAGAUGAUGAUGGCCAUAUUUGUGGAGUUACUUUUCAGGUGGAUCUGUUCACCCGACUCCCCAGCAUCCCGCGCACCGGCAGUGCAGGAAAUUGGGCUGAUCAAGCACCUGUGGUCAAGGAAGGAGAAGGAAAUUGGUCUGAUCAAGCAACUGUGGUCAAGGAAGGAGAAUAAGGACCCUGAAAUUAGCCCUGCAGCCUGCUAGUGAGAACAAUGAAUUGUAUAUGUAACUGGUGAGUUGUAAACUAGAGUGUGUAAUAAAAACAGAACAAGUUACGUGUGGCCUCUCAGAAA